Haliotis rufescens (red abalone) is the source of this 3960-nucleotide messenger RNA. Its product is annotated as nuclear RNA export factor 1-like. Gene Ontology annotation, cellular component: nucleus; cytoplasm. NCBI's taxonomy places the organism in Eukaryota, Metazoa, Mollusca, Gastropoda, Lepetellida, Haliotidae. Gene Ontology annotation, molecular function: RNA binding; protein binding. The transcript is spliced from 24 exons. The coding region runs from base 95 to 2011 and encodes 638 amino acids. Gene Ontology annotation, biological process: poly(A)+ mRNA export from nucleus. The record is from RefSeq and is a predicted model, not a curated record.
ACGUCAUCACUUCGUGUGUGAAUUCUCCUGACACAGCAAGGGACAUAAGAACGAAUUCGACAAAACAGACGAAGUGAAAUAUUCUGUCAGGACAAUGUGUGCCUACAGACGGGACCCCGAUAAAUUCACAGUUACCGCCGGCAGAGAUGGGUCUCGCUCGUUUGGAGAUCACGAUGACAGAUGGUCAGGUCCCCGAUAUGGUGGUGGCAACAAGUACAAAAAUAAAAAAUAUGGGAAAGGUCGAGGCUAUGGUGGGUAUAGUCGUGGUAGGGGGACGACAGGAGGUCGCCCAAACCCACGUUCCAGGUUUGAAGAUGAUGAUGGUGACAUCAACAUGGAUUCUGGUGGAAGUAAACCCCGAUUCACUCCCUAUAGCAGAGGAGGCAGGGGAAGCUCCAGCAGAGGAAGGUACAGCAGGACAAGAGACAGGGAUAAUAAUACCCUACAGAGGUUAGGACUGCCUUUAUCAGAUGAGGCGAGAUGGACCAAAGUCACAGUUCCACAUGGUAAAAAAUGUGAGAAAGAUUUUCUAUUGAAAACAAUCAAUGGUCAACUGACUGCACCCUUUGAGCCAGUUUAUUUUCACCAUGAAGGGAAGAAUGCAGUGUUCUAUGUGAAAGACCCGGAUGUAGGCAGUGCCAUCAAGAGACUCUCCAACAGGAUGACAAUGCCAAAUGGCUAUAAGAUGGUCCUCCACGUCAUGUACAGCAAACCGCCCAUCAUUCCCAUGGACGAGUCGGCAAUCAAGAAACUUCAGGAACGAAUGAGUGACCGAUAUGAUCCAACAACAAGAUCUCUCAAUUUGAGCUCAAUGUUCAGUGAUGAAGUACUGAGAGCAGCUGGCAUGUUCCUGGCUCUGAACAGAAGCAAUGUUAUGUCCAAUGUCAUCAAAGUCAUAAAGGAAAACAUACCGGAGCUUACAAGCCUGAACUUGAGCAACAAUCGCCUGCUGUCAUUAACACACAUGUCGGACAUGGUCUCUGCUGCAUCUGGCAUUACUUCACUAGACCUCGGCAAGAACCAACUGCGGAGCAUCGAAGAGUUGGACAAGAUCAGUGGAUGGAAACUGGAUCAUAUUCAGCUAGAUGGCAACGAUCUGUGUGACCGCUUCAAGGACCGUAAUCAGUACAUUAGUGCCGUACGCAAGAGGUUCCCCAAGGUCAUAAAUCUGGAUGGUCACGUGCUGCCACCACCGAUCACAUUCGAGCUGGAAACCAGCACUGUGUUGCCCAGAACUAAGGAAAGUUACUUUCUCAAUGAAGACAUCCAAAACAUUGUUGUGAAAUUCCUGAGAGAGUACUACUCAUUAUAUGAUGCUGAUAACAGGCAACCAUUGCUGGAUGCUUACCACGAACAGGCUUUAUUCUCUGUGACUGCUUCCUACAACCCUGCUAAUGACUACAAGCAAGCAUCACUGAACGAUUACAUCUCUGAAAGCAGGAAUCUUUUGAAGUGCAAAGACCCAGCGAGGCGGGAGAAGUUGUUGCGGCAGGGGAAGCUGCCAGUGGUGUCACAGCUGUGCCUGUUGCCCAAGACAACCCAUGACCCCAACUCCUUCAUUGUGGACAUAAGUCACGCCAGUAACACACAUCUCAUCUUUGCACUGUCUGGUGUUUUCAAAGAAAGUGAGAGCAAGUCAGACAAGCCACCAAUCCGAGCCUUCAACAGAGUCUUCUAUACAGUGCCAGCAGGAAGCGGGAUGGUGAUUACCAAUGACAUGUUGACGGUCAGCAAUGCCACGACAGAACAGAUUCAGAAUGCCUUCAAGAGUGCUGGCCCUACCCCCUCCUCUAGUCCAGUGACGGGUGUCCCCCCUGACCUGCCGUCCACAAGUUUGGGGGGGUCAGACCACCAGACUAUGAUCCAGAAGUUUUCAUUACAGUCUGGGAUGAACCUUGACUGGUCAGGAAAAUGUCUGGAGGAAAAUGGCUGGGACUAUGACAAAUCAGCUGCUGUCUUCACUCAACUCAAUAGUGAAGGCAGGAUUCCAGCUCAGGCUUUUGUGAAAUGAGAGCCGCCAAGCCUCCAUCUUCUUUGCUGCUGACUGUGACGCGUCUCAGCAACUAGUGACACACUGCCAGUAACACUCCAUGCUUCUGUUGCCAGGAAGUGAGAGUGUAACAUCUCCUCGACUGAAGGAGUAUGUAGGAACAUGUGUGGUUAUCUACACAGUACACUGAUGGAAAUAACUCCAGAGCAGAAUCAGAACCUGAAAGAUAGAUUUUGCUCAUAUCUACAGAUCUCAACUCUCGCCAAAUAAGAACUUACCCAAUGAAAAAUGUCCUUAUCUGAAGUAUAUAUGUAUAUGUGUACAUUUUAUUUUGUAAAUAGCUGGUGGAUGAGAUGAUUUUUUUCAGAAAUUACAAUCAAAAGUAAGAGCAAAUUAAUCUUGGGUUAUACUGUUCAUUUUGGACAUCAUUUCUGGGGAGACUUCCCCCUCCUUCAUUUGAAUUGUUGAAAGUGUUUUUAAGAUGAAAAAAUAUUUUUUUAUUCAAACAUUUGUUGUAUUUUGUUAAUUAUGUAAAUGUUUUUAUUUAAGUUGUGUGUUCUUGUGAGAGUAGUUUGGAAGGAGAUCAUGUUCUUUGAAACAUAACUUAAUUGGUCUGUGUUAUGAAACAAUAACAAGAUUUUCAUAUAAUUGCAUUUGCAAGUGCUUGUUAUUUGAUUUGAUUUAUUUUUAUUUUUUUCAUAAAAUCUUUAAAUGAUUCACAGGUGUGUUUAGGUUUAGAGAGAGCAAAGCCUUAGUCCUAAAUGUGUAAAAACGUAAACACAAAAAUAGUGCUAUUUUGUUGACAUUUCAGAAAUAGAUAUUUAUUUUCUUACAAACUUCACUCCGGGGAAACAAAUGGCUCAUUAUUUUUCACAAAUUUUGUUCUGUCAGUUACUUGGUUUACAGAUUUAUGGCAUUCUAUGUAAAGUUAGUUUUUACAAUAACUAGAUAGGACGAGGAACCAUUUUGGCCUAUUGGUAAUGAAAAAUAUUUAAAUUUUGAAAAACAAGUAUUGGUAUGAAAAUUAUCAGACAUGUUUAAAUGGCUCACCAGAAGCUUUUUUUGUCUUACACUUGGAAGUUUUUUGAUCAAAUACACAAAUAUCUAAAAGAGUGAAAAGGCAGAUUUUUCAAAUGUCUAAAGAAAAUCUUACUUUGGGCAAGUCUAUGACACAAAAUGAUUUUUUUUUUACUUUGUUUGUGUUGUCCUUGACCUCAUGUAAGAAAAUAAUCUUGUAAAAAUAUCAGUAAUCUUUCCUGAGAACUUCUACGAUCAGCCAUUUGGACACAUCUGAUAACUAUCAACAUAAUUUUUUAAAGUCCUUAAUUAUACAGUUCCGGUUGGCAACUUUUUGUCGUCAUACCUUGUCCUUUAUUAAAACAAUUAUCUCCUAAAUUUAUUUUCGGAAGCAUAAAAUAUAGAAAAAUUUAAAGCAAAAGAAAAGUGGGUUACUUCCUGCCAACAUAGACAUAAACUAAUGUUUUCGCAUUGUUGAAGUAAUUGACUCAGAGGGGGGAACAAAAUAAGAUUUGUUAUCAAAAUUGCAUUAUUUCUUUUACAAAGUUGGGAUUGCUGAUCCAUUAACCAAGUAAAGAAACAUACCUGAACAAUGUAUCAUAUCUUAAUUUUAGAAGUUAGCUUUGUGUGGAAAACAUGGACUUCAGUAUUUAGUUAAAGAUUUCAGUUUACUUGUUAUGUAACAAGAUGUGUGAAAGUGCAAUGUUGUGUGUGUUGGAUUCACAGUGACUUUAUUACAUGCCUUCUGACCAUGCUGAGGCUUAGGUCCGCAGGCUUUCGUCCGGAUGUUUUAGCAUUAUGAUUCAACAUUAUGAAGAUUGUGUAAUUUUGUACAAAUGUAAAUAGUUUUAUGUGAUGCUUAUGUGUAAGUAUUAUGUGUUCAACACAUUACUCACAAAGUGAAUGUACAGUAUUAUUGAAAUGUGUAAAUAAAUAAAUGCCAUGACAACAAA